GGCGGUGGCGGAGGCGGCGAAGCUGGAGGAUGGCGCUCUUUCGGCGUCUGUUCUACAGGAAGCCGCCGGAUCGGUUGCUGGAGAUCUCGGAGAGAGUUUAUGUGUUCGAUUGCUGCUUCUCAACAGACACAUUGAGAGAAGAUGAGUACAAGGAUUAUAUGGGCGGCAUUGUUGCCCAGCUACAGGAUUACUUCCCUGAAGCCUCAUUUAUGGUGUUUAACUUUCGAGAAGGAGAACGCCGAAGCAAAAUCUCUGACAUUUUGACUGAAUACGAUAUGACAGUCAUGGACUAUCCUCGACAGUAUGAAGGCUGCCCUCUGCUUCCGUUGGAGAUGGUCCACCAUUUCUUGAGAUCAAGUGAGAGCUGGCUAUCUUUAGAAGGGCAGCACAAUGUGCUUCUUAUGCAUUGUGAAAGAGGAGGAUGGCCUGUCCUGGCUUUUAUGCUUGCGGGUCUUCUUCUCUAUAGGAAGCAGUACACUGGGGAGCAGAGGACUCUGGAGAUGGUCUAUAAGCAAGCUCCAAAGGAGCUCUUGCAUUUGUUGUCUCCAUUGAAUCCACAGCCUUCGCAUAUGAGAUAUCUUCAGUAUAUAACCAGACGAGGCACUGCAACGGAUUGGCCUCCAGGAGAUAAGCCGUUCAAAUUGGAGUGCUUGAUUCUUAGAAUUGUGCCAAAUUUUGAUGGGGAAGGGGGAUGCAGGCCAAUAGUUCGUGUCUAUGGUCAAGACCCUUCAACCCCUGCUAACAGAAGCUCAAAGAUCCUUUUCUCCACGCCGAAGAUGAAGAAGCACGUGAAGCGCUAUAGACAGGAAGACAGUGCACUUGUGAAAUUACAUGCCCGUUGCCAAGUUCAAGGGGAUAUUGUCAUUGAGUGCAUCCAUAUGAAUGAUAAUCUUGAACGGGAGGAGAUGAUGUUCAGGGUCAUGUUCAAUACUGCAUUUGUAUGGGAUGCCAAGGAUCAAUUCUCAAAAGACUUCAAAGCAGAGGUACUCUUUUCAGACCAUAAUGCUACUGAAUCUGAUACCAUCAUGGGUACAGUAACUGGAGAUGAGGACGAGGCUGAAGUUGCUUCAAUGACAGAGGAGUUCUUUGAGGCAGAAGAGAUCUUUAGUAAUGCAGACUCACAGGAAUUGAAGCGGGAUAUGGACAUCCAAUCACCUGCCAAAGCUGCACCAGAUGUUGAGAAAACCAAGACAGAAAUUGACAACUUUUUUACUAAUGAACAAAAGGAAGUGUUAGAAACAACAAAUUCUGAACUGGAUUGGGAAAUUGUCACUACUAACAUGGGAGAUGCACGUAUCAGAUCACAAAGUGCAGAUGCACCAAAUCAAGCUGAUAAUGAAUCGGAAAUUAGCAAUGCAGCUGCAACUGAGAAACUAAUCACUUUGGAUGAAGUGAUUGCAGUUGAAGAGAAGAGUAUAUUACGGAUGAACAGCAUCAAGCAAAAUGAUGGAGGUGGUUCUUCUUGGCUACCUGAAGAGAAGAUCACAUCAGGAACUUGGAAAAAUAAGCAGGAGAUAGAGGGCAUUAUUUCUGAAACUGAAGUUCUGUUGAAUGAUACAGGACAUGAUGUGAAACUCCCAACUCCAGCCAGUAAAAAUGGAAUUACAUCUGGAAACAGUGAGCCUAACUAUAGUGCAGGCAUUAACAGUAAUAAAAGCGACGUAGUAUGUGACAAUAUUGAAAAGGAGGUUGAAUCUUUUGGUGACAAUGGAUUAGAAGCCUGCAUAUUGCCAGAUCAAGUAGCUAGUAGUGUACAUUUCGAUGAUGCUGUUUAUGAUAAAGAAAUUGUUACUGAAAAUGCAUUCACUUCAGGUGACAAUAUUACAUCUGAAGCAAAAGAUAUAGUAGAAAUCAGCAAUUUAAAACUGGAAGUCGAGAAAAUAGUUAAUGUAGAGGUUGAAAUGAAGGAUACAGUGGAAGCCAAUAAUUCUACUUGGAGUACAAAGCACAUAUUCAUCCCGAAGACUGUUACACAGGAUGAAACGGGCAGCAAACUGACUUUAAGUCCUGCUGAUGAAGCGAAGAGCAGAUUAGAAAGAACUGCUUCCAAACAAUAUUCUGAUAACAGUGAGACCAUGAAGAAAUCUAAUCUGGACGACAACAGUCAUAAUAGUAUGAAAGAUGAGAUGAGUUGCAGGAUGCAAACUCCCCCUUCUAACCAAGAAACAGAUAAAGGGACCUCUAGGAACAAGGUAGAAAUUAAAUCUCCCAGUCAAAAGUCAGGAGAUGAAAGCCGCAAACAGUCCAAAGAGAAGCCUUUGGCAGCAAUUUCCAUGAAGCCUCCGACAGGCAUAAUACCACAGUCUGAUUCCUCAAAGCAUACGAUUAAGCAACAGGAAUCUCUUAGCGAGCAGGCAAAGACACUAAAGCCAAAGACGGUACCUCGGUGGAUCCCUCAAAAGAAAGGUUCUAACGCUACUACUGUAUACAGGCCAUUGCAUCCUCCAUCAAGAUAUAACAGUUCUCCAGCUGCUCUAGGCAUCUCUGCAAUUUCUCAAGAUAAUGAAGCAGAUGAAGGUGCAGACUGUCCAUUUCCUCAUGCACUGAUUGAUAAAACAAUUACUUCUGCAGAAUUACAGGUGCAAGGAUUGCCAGAUACUCCUCGUCUUCCACCGUUAUCACCACCUCCUCCUCCUCCAUCUUCUGGGAUUUCAUCUAAUUCUUCUUUUCUUCAGUCCCAAACAAAUGCACACUUAGAAACCAGAUCAGUACUCCACGCUCCAACCCCUACCCCGCCGCCUCCACCACCACAGCCCCCAACCUCUCCACCUGCACCACCAAAGGCUGGAGGUUCUUCUCCACCUCCUCUAACAGGUUUGCCAGGGUCACAAGGUUCCUUGGCUGCAGGUAGAGGUCGUGGUUUUGCACGUGCUCCUGGCCCUAGUUUUUCUGCAGCAACUCGUCGAUCAUCGUUGAAGCCUUUGCACUGGGUGAAAGUAACAAGAGCUGUUCAGGGAAGCCUAUGGGCAGAACUCCAGAAAUCUGAUGAUCCUCUCAGUGCUUCAGAUUUUGAUGUAUCAGAAAUUGAAAGUCUCUUCUCUGCGAUUGUUCCGAAAUCGGGUGAUAGCUCCAAUUCUGAUGGACGUCGUAAAUCCCUUGGUUCAAAGUCAGAAAAAAUUCACCUGAUUGACCUAAGACGGGCCAAUAACACUGAAAUCAUGCUGACAAAAGUAAAGAUACCACUUCCUGAUCUGAUGAGUGCUGCUCUAGCAUUGGAUGAUUCUAUCUUAGAUGUUGAUCAAGUAGAAAACCUUAUAAAGUUUUGUCCAACGAAGGAGGAAAUGGAGCUGCUCAAGGGGUACACUGGUGACAAGGAAAAACUUGGAAAGUGUGAGCAGUUCUUUCUAGAGCUGAUGAAAGUUCCUCGAGUUGAGUCCAAAUUGAGAGUAUUUGCUUUCAAGAUCCAAUUUCGUUCACAGAUAUCAGAUCUUAGGAAGAGUCUAAACACUGUAGAUUCUGCAUGCGUUGAGAUUCGGAACUCUGUUAAAUUGAAGGAGAUCAUGAAGAAAAUUCUAUUUCUUGGGAACACAUUAAACCAAGGAACUGCCAGAGGUUCAGCAAUUGGAUUCCGCCUAGACAGCCUUUUGAAACUUGCAGAUACUCGAGCAAUUAAUAGAAUGACAUUGAUGCAUUAUUUCUGUAAGGUCCUUGCCUCCAAAUCACCACAUCUUCUAGACUUUCAUGAGGAUUUUGUUAGUUUGGAAGCUGCAUCAAAGAUACAAUUGAAGUUCUUAGCUGAAGAAAUGCAAGCCAUUGUCAAAGGUUUAGAGAAAGUAGAGUUGGAGUUGACUGCUUCUGAGAAUGAUGGCCCCGUGUCAGAAGUUUUUCGCAAGACUUUGAGGGAGUUCACUGCGACUGCUGGAGCCGAUGUACGAUCACUGACAUCACUUUAUACUGCUGUGGGUAGGAAUGCUGACGCUCUUGCUCUAUAUUUUGGUGAAGAUCCAGCACGUUGCCCUUUUGAACAAGUUAUCUCCACUCUCUUGAACUUUGUGACACUGUUUCGACGGGCACACCAGGAAAACAGCAAGCAGGCUGAGCUAGAGAGGAAAAAGGCAGAGAAAGAGGCUGAAAUGGAGAAAACUAAAUCUCCAAACUCAACAAAUAAAAAGGAAGCAAAAUCAUCAAACUUGAGUCAGAUGCUGCAGAAAGCAGUGAACAAGUCCAAAGUUGCAGACAGGCGAGAAAAGGAUGUUAGAUAGAAUGCUAACAAAUUAGCUUUUCAGAGACAGUUUUUGAUCUCUCAAGCCUUCUUGGAGAAUUCAAGUUCCUUUUUUAGUUUGGAGGUCCUGUUAAAAUUUUCAGGACCAAGAGGAUAAGAAAGCUCUGGUCAAGCCCAGAUGUCGCUGUGAAGAUGGCACCAAAUUUGAAGAUAAAAAAACUUGCACUGGUAUUUUGAGGCUGAGAUCAAUGAAAUCUUAGCAACUGAAGCAGAAACCUCUGU
Molecule: messenger RNA, 4444 nt
Organism: Asparagus officinalis (garden asparagus)
Lineage: Eukaryota; Viridiplantae; Streptophyta; Magnoliopsida; Asparagales; Asparagaceae
Product: formin-like protein 20
Source: RefSeq, a predicted model, not a curated record